CGACAGUUAGUUGCGAAGAGUAUUCAGCGUGGUUAAGAAAAACAAACGUUGUUAUAUAUUUUUAAAAAAUAAUUAAAAAUGAUGAAUGAUGAACAGGAGGAUAAAGUUGAAGAUAAAGUUGAAGAUAAUGUUUCUAUAGGUAGUAUAGGAAGCCUGGAAAAUUUGGAUGGUUUUGAAAGUGACUUAGAACAAGAAAUUCAAAACAAGAAGAAAUAUAAGCGAGGAGUGGUUUACAUGCCAUUUAUUCCACCAUCGAUGAACCCAGUAAUAUUGAGGCGACUCAUAUCAGAAUAUGCUGUGGUCGAGAGGAUAUAUUUGCAACCAGAAAUUAAAAAAAAAGCAAGGAAACAAAAGAUUGAUCCCAAGAAUGUGAAAUAUUCUGAAGGAUGGAUAGAGUUUUUGAAGAAGCGAGAUGCUAAAAAAAUUGCAGAAGUCUUGAAUAACUCUCCAAUGGGUGGUAAAAAGAAAAGUAAAUUCCGGGAGUAUCUGUGGAAUUUAAAAUAUUUACCUAGAUUCAAAUGGAUCCAUCUCUGUGAACGAUUAAGUUACGAAAAAGCUGUAAGACAACAAAGGCUUCGAGUAGAGGUUAGCCAAGCAAAGAAAAUCGCUAAUCAUUUUGCUGAGUCUGUCGACAGAGAAGAGAGGAUGAAGAGAAGGAAGAAAGGUGGUGCUGUUUCUACCCUUCCUGCAGAGGUCGCCAGCAAGAGGUUUGCUCAAAAAGAAAGUUUGGAAGAAAAAGCAUCUAAAAAGAAAGUUGAAAAAUCAAGAGAAGAUUUCCUCAAAAGCUUGUUUGCUUGAUAGUAAUUCAUGGUAUUUCAAUCUUGAAAUAACAUUUUCAAUGUAUAGUUAUUGUAAAUAAUUCCUAUUUUUAACCAGUUUCUAAAAUUAUUUUCUUUGGUCUAUGAAUCAAUUAAAGUGAUUGAUAAAGAUUUUUAUACAAAACUGGAUUUUAAGAAUAAAUUUGUAAAUAUUUGUUUUCUACGUUAUAAUUUGUUUCCCUCCCAUAAAAUAUGUUUUAUGAGGUGGUAAUUGUAAAUACUUUAUCUUGUUAAAACCUAAUAUAUUAAUUAUUUAAUAUGUAAUUUUAUUUAUUUCUAGUACAUUAUUGGUAUAAUCUGUAUGUAUAGUUUGAAGGUCCGCAUCUGUAAUAUCAUAUAUCAAGACUUUUCUUACUCCUUUGUCAGUUUUAAAAAUUGUUUGUAUUAUUCGCUAAUAUUGAUACCAACACAGAACAUAGAUAAAGAAUAGAGUAAACAAUCUACAUACUUUACUAAGUAGUAAAAUAUUGGUGAUUUGUUUAUUUUGUUCUCAGCACGUUUAUGUGGAAGUAGGAGUAGCUCAAUGAAUGGGGCACUGUGCUCAUAUCAAGUCCCGUGUUCGAAUACUGUUGUGGUAGAUAACUAUUUAUUCUAUUACAUCAGCCAUAGAUUGUACUUUGGACUGGCUACAUCCAGGCUCUAUGAAAUAGGUUCUCUUUAUUAAAUGAUUAAUUGAAUGACUUACGUGGAAGAAACAGUCAGUAUUUCCUUACUAAGUACUGAACUGCAGACGCUCCACGAGUUUUAGUGUCUUUUUUUUUGUAAUAUUAGUGCUAAAAUUAAAAUACCAUAUAUACAUGCUAUGAAGACUUGCAGUUUUUGUUUUACAGUGGCUUGAUAACAAUGAGGUUGUACAAGAGAAACUAUUAUGAAAAAAGUACAAAUUAGUUGGUUUACUUGGUGCAGUUGUUCCUAUCGCGAAUUAUUUUUUUCAGUUAAUCUCUUGUUGACCAGUAGCAACUUAAGCUGCUAGAGCAUUAAACUUUUUUUGAGACAAUAAUUUCAAUGAUUGCUGGUAAAGAUUGUAGUCAAGCUUUAGAAGGAUGAAACAGGGAAGUCACUCAUUGGGGUUUCCACUACCAUCAAAUUUAACUUUGAUAAGAAUAAGAUAGUUAAGUUUUUUCAAAAUAUGAGAACACAAGUUUGGGCCACAGAUGAGCUAAUUCAUUAUUCAGAAUAUUUAUUAUUAUAAAACAAUUUAAAUUAAAUUAUCUGAAAAUUCACACUAUAAUAAAAUAACAAGUAGGCUCGUGUGAAAAUUCGCAUAUUCAUGGAUAUUCGAAUUAUUCGCAAAUAAAGUUUCUUUUCUUUCAUAAGUUUUUUGCCUGAAUUUUCGGGAAAUUGGAAUAUUUUGCCUGCCUGAAGAAGGAAAUCUUCAAAAUUGGUGGUUCAAUUUUGAGAUUUGGUGAAGAAUUAAUGAUGUGGCUUACCGACAAAAAACACCUUUGAUAAAUAAUAUUAACUCCUCUCUCGGUCUUAGGGGGCCUCAAGUCGACAAAAUGACACAUGUAUUCCAUGACAGUACUACAAAUAACAUAAGGUUGUGUGGAUGCGAACCCUUUGCCUUGCAUUAUCUCGAAAAUAGUAUGGUUUUGGGCUUAAUACACUUGUCUUGCUGUAUGCAUCAAAAUCUUCUAACAAAACCGAUUUCGAGUCUUGCUGUAAUAAUAUAUUGUAAUUUACACCUUUAUUGGAAGUGAGUAGAAGGGGUUUAAUAAAUCAAUGUUGAACAAUUAAAAUGCUAGCUAAUCUAGUUCUACUAGUGCAGGGAAAAGAAAAUGGCUGUACCCAUACCUGAGAUAAAAUAAUUAUCAAGUUUAGUUUAAUAAAUUAAUACUCUUAUAA
Nezara viridula (southern green stink bug) is the source of this 2663-nucleotide messenger RNA. NCBI's taxonomy places the organism in Eukaryota, Metazoa, Arthropoda, Insecta, Hemiptera, Pentatomidae. The record is from the annotation of a GenBank genome assembly.